Messenger RNA from Staurois parvus, 408 nucleotides. Lineage: Eukaryota; Metazoa; Chordata; Amphibia; Anura; Ranidae. The record is from the annotation of a GenBank genome assembly.
AUGCCUCCAAAGUUUAAGCGGCACCUCAAGGAUGAAGAAGUUACAGGUUCAGUCAAAAGUGAAAGACGCAAUUUGUUAGAAGAGGACUCUGAUGAGGAAGAAGAUUUUUUUCUGAGGGGACCUUCUGCACCUAAGUUUGGACCAAGGAAUGACAAGAUCAGACAUGCACAGAACCAGGUGGAUGAAGUGAUUGGUGUAAUGCAAGAGAACAUCACCAAGGUGAUAGAACGAGGAGAGAGGUUGGAUGAACUACAAGACAAGUCAGAAAGUUUGUCAGAUAACGCCACAGCUUUCAGUAGCAGAGCAAGACAAAUCAGAAGACAAAUGUGGUGGCGGGAAUGUAAGAUGAAAGCCAUAGUGGCCUUGGUUUUCAUUCUCAUCCUGCUAGUGAUUAUUGGUAAGUACUAA